AGGAGUGAGCAUCGUCUAUGGGCUAAGCUCUGGGACACAUGCUUCAAUAAGCGGUCGCACUGGUUCGUCUUGACUAAUACUGUAAACUGGAUGUUUGGCAGGUUCACUGAAGGCGAGUCUCCUCCAUGGUCGGCGCUCGGACGAUGUCUCACUCCAUUAUAUUACGCAGGGUGGACCCGGGCCUUGAUUUACGGCGUGCAUGAUUAUGAUUCUAGGGAUCCGACCAUAGUUCAGUCUCUUGUCUUUUGGCUGGCUUUUUCUCAUGGAAUG
Messenger RNA from Gloeophyllum trabeum ATCC 11539, 270 nucleotides. RefSeq lists its product as uncharacterized. The annotation marks the transcript as partial. Lineage: Eukaryota; Fungi; Basidiomycota; Agaricomycetes; Gloeophyllales; Gloeophyllaceae. The transcript has 2 exons. The record is from RefSeq and is a predicted model, not a curated record.